Molecule: messenger RNA, 438 nt
Organism: Peronospora farinosa
Lineage: Eukaryota; Oomycota; Peronosporomycetes; Peronosporales; Peronosporaceae
Source: the annotation of a GenBank genome assembly
AUGGAUACGUCGGCACUGCGGGAGUUCGCCUUUAAGAAGCUGCAGGAGGCCAGAGAGCGAGGCACGGAGCUGGCGGCUGUCACGGCUGCGCGUGCAGCCUCGUCUAUCUCUAACUCCAUGCCAGUGUCGUCGUCUUUCGUUUUUCGCUCGCAGAGCUCCACGACUGAGCAGGAGCAGCUGCCAGUGCCGCUGGAACACAAGCUGGCGAUGCUUAAGACAUUCAACGACUCACUGCGUGCGGAAUUGGCGGGCAGUUCAUCCGGCUCGAUGGACGAGAGUAUCUACAAGCUGGACCUCAUCAAUGAAUCACUGGCAUUUACUAUCGAGAACAUUCAGGAGGGCUCCCAUGUGCUGAAGCUGCUAAAUUGCGAGCUAAAAGAAAGCGCUUCGAUGCAGAACGCGAUGCAUAAGACGUUUUACCAGCGCCGUUCGUUAUGA